Messenger RNA from Clupea harengus (Atlantic herring), 2970 nucleotides. RefSeq names its product glycogen phosphorylase, liver form-like (gene pygl). Gene Ontology annotation, cellular component: cytoplasm. The record is from RefSeq and is a predicted model, not a curated record. Gene Ontology annotation, biological process: glycogen catabolic process. The transcript is spliced from 18 exons. Gene Ontology annotation, molecular function: glycogen phosphorylase activity; pyridoxal phosphate binding. NCBI's taxonomy places the organism in Eukaryota, Metazoa, Chordata, Actinopteri, Clupeiformes, Clupeidae. The coding region runs from base 44 to 2245 and encodes 733 amino acids.
UGUGCACUCUCAUUCACAUUCCCACCCUCAGUUAGGGUUGGAUAUGGAGGACCUGGAGGACAUGGAAGAGGAUGCAGGUCUGGGGAAUGGCGGCCUGGGACGGCUGGCAGCUUGCUUCCUGGACUCGAUGGCUACGCUGGGCUUGGCUGCAUAUGGGUAUGGCAUUCGCUAUGAGUAUGGAAUUUUUAACCAGAGGAUUAAAGAUGGCUGGCAGGUGGAGGAGGCAGAUGAUUGGCUGCGUCAUGGUAACCCUUGGGAGAAGGCCCGGCCCGAGUUCAUGCUGCCAGUGCAUUUCUAUGGAAGGGUAGAGGAGACAGACGAGGGGUCUAAAUGGGUUGAUACACAGGUGGUUUUGGCAAUGCCUUAUGACACCCCUAUUCCAGGCUACAUGAAUAACACAGUUAACACCAUGAGACUGUGGUCUGCCCGUGCCCCUAAUGACUUUAACCUCAAAGACUUCAAUGUUGGAGAUUACAUCCAGGCUGUGCUCGACAGGAAUCUGGCAGAGAACAUUUCUCGGGUGCUAUACCCCAAUGACAAUUUCUUUGAGGGGAAGGAGCUACGACUGAAGCAAGAGUAUUUUGUGGUGGCUGCUACUCUUCAGGAUGUGAUUCGCAGAUUCAAGACUUCAAAGGAGAAUAGUGGCUCCACUCUGUCAUUUGCCACCUUUCCUGAAAAGGUGGCCAUCCAACUAAAUGACACCCAUCCAGCUAUGGCCAUCCCUGAGCUCAUGAGAAUCUUUGUGGAUAUUGAGAAGUUGGACUGGGAGACGGCCUGGGAUAUCACCAAACGCACGUUUGCCUACACCAACCACACUGUCCUCCCUGAAGCUCUGGAACGCUGGCCUGUGGAACUGAUGGAGACACUGCUGCCGAGACACCUGCAGAUCAUCUACCGCAUCAACCAGGGCCACCUGGAUCACAUAGCAUCUCUGUUUCCUGAGGAUAUGGACCGUAUCCGCCGUAUGUCUCUGAUCGAGGAGGAAGGAGGCAGGAGAGUUAACAUGGCCCAUCUGUGCAUCGUGGGCUCCCAUGCUGUCAAUGGUGUGGCUGAGAUACACUCCAACAUCAUCAAAACCGACGUAUUCCGUGACUUCAGCGAGAUAGAACCAGACAAAUUCCAGAACAAAACAAAUGGAAUCACUCCGAGACGCUGGCUGUUGCUUUGCAACCCUGGCCUGGCUGACCUGAUCGCCGAGGCUAUCGGGGAGGACUAUGUCAAGGACCUGAGUCAGCUAAAGAAACUCAAUGAGCUGGUGGACGAUGAUACUUUCAUCAGAGAUGUGUCCAAGGUCAAACAGGACAACAAGCUGAAGUUUGCCCAGUCCUUGGAGAAUGAGUACAAGUUGAAGAUCAACCCUGCCUCCAUCUUUGACGUCCACGUGAAGAGGAUCCAUGAAUACAAACGCCAGAUACUCAAUUGCCUCCACAUCAUCACCAUGUACAACCGCAUCAAGAAAAAGCCCACAGCUGCUUUUGUCCCGCGCACUGUCAUCAUCGGUGGAAAGGCUGCUCCAGGGUACCACAUGGCUAAGAUGAUCAUCAAGCUCAUCACCUCUGUGGCAGAGGUGGUCAACAACGACCCAGUGGUGGGCAACAAGCUGAGGGUCAUCUACCUUGAGAACUACAGGGUGUCUCUUGCAGAGAAAGUGAUCCCUGCCACGGACCUGUCUGAGCAGAUCUCCACAGCGGGCACCGAGGCCUCUGGCACGGGCAACAUGAAGUUCAUGCUGAACGGCGCCCUCACCAUCGGCACCAUGGACGGAGCCAAUGUGGAGAUGGCCGAGGAGGCGGGCGAGGAAAACCUCUUCAUCUUUGGCAUGAGGGUGGGCGACGUGGCCGAAAUGGACAAAGAGGGCUACAAUGCCAUGAAGUAUUACAAUGAGUUGCCUGAGCUGAAGCAAGUCAUCGAUCAGAUCAAGAGCGGCUUCUUCUCCCCACGCAAGCCUGAGCUCUUCAAGGAUAUUGUUGACAUGCUCUUCAAUCAUGACCGGUUCAAGGUUUUUGCAGAUUAUGAGUCUUACAUCAAAUGUCAGGACAGAGUUAAUGUUCUCUACCAGGAUCCAAAAGAGUGGACCAAGAUGGUGAUCAAGAAUAUUGCCGCUUCUGGAAAGUUCUCCAGCGAUCGCACAAUCACCGACUAUGCCACAGAGAUCUGGGGUGUGGAACCCACUGACCUGAAGAUUCCUCCCCCCAGCGAACCACGUGAGGCCAUCGAGGAGGCAGCCCGUGCCUUGAAGUUGUAAAGAUGCCCCUUGCCAGCCAUCUAAAUGGGCAUUUAAGUCCUUCCAUAGCUUGUACUACUUUUACCAUUAGAAAAUAUGUCAGCAGAUUACAGCAUCUUAAUGGUACUUUUUGGAAUUCACAAAUUCACUUUCUGGUUCAAUGCCAUAGAACUAGGCACUUUUUCUCCACUUUUCAACCGAAACGUAUUGUGUUAUUAACAGGCUAGUGUCUGUGAGCCGGCUGUCUUUGUACAUCAUAGAGCCAGAGUAUAUUCUUUUACACUUACAUUCUGUGGAUAAGGAUGACACCCUGAUGUGUAGUUACUGUGAUCUCUCUGAUAUAUGUGUGUAUGUGCAGUCAGGAAAUGCUGAUUGUUAGUGAAGUUCUCAGAACAAUGAGAUGGCCAAGUAUCUCUUAACAUUCUCAGAAGCAGACACUGUUUUUUCCUAAAUUCAAAAAGAUGUACCUCUCAUGUAAGGCUAUUUGUUGAGAACACCCUGUUCACUCUUGGGUUUGUAUUUGUAACUGCUGACCUGUUUUAGCAUCUUUUUUUUCAAUACUAACUUUCGAAAGCAGUCUCUCUGCAGUAGUCAGUCAUUACUAAAUGAAUGUGUAAGAUCUUAAUUUCCCUGGACAGUAGGCCCUAUAUGUUUUUACCCUUGCAGUAUUUCCCCAUUCAAAAGGGCCAUGAAAGGGUUGUCACACAGGGAUUAUUUCUAGUCCUUCAAUAAAUUUACACUGCUCA